This is a messenger RNA of Oikopleura dioica, 777 nucleotides long. Lineage: Eukaryota; Metazoa; Chordata; Appendicularia; Copelata; Oikopleuridae. The record is from the annotation of a GenBank genome assembly.
AUGAUUAAACUUGCCCGCGAGUCGUCAACAUCCAUCUGCUUGCCUCCUCCAUCAUUCUGUCUGGACGGGAAGCCAUCCACAUGCGUCGUUGUCAGCCCCGACGGACAGACGGAAACGCAAAUCGAGCCGAUGGAAGAAGAAAGAUGCAAUGUUCGCCACGGCUACAACGUCAACAUAAACGGCCUCUACGAAAACUGCGCUCGAUCUGGCUCAUUUUCCCAGAAACAAGGGUGUUCUUUGCUCCUGGAAGCCCAAUCAUGUGCCGAUUUCCUCAAGACAACACCUGGGUCCUCCAAAAGCACCCCAGUGGAAUUCUCCGGGCGAAUUAUCGGCGGAGAGCACGCUGUUAAAAAUUCUUGGCCUUGGCAAACCUACAUCGUCUCUUGCCAACAGGAUGGCUGCAUGACUUGCGGAGGGACACUGAUUUCGCCGUACUGGGUUCUGACUGCUGGCCAUUGUGUUCCGACUGGAUAUGGGGCGCAAGGAUAUGCUCUUUUUGGCGCGCAUAAGAUUUCGGAGAAGAAAGAGCAUAUUGACUCGAUUGAUAUUCGGGAGUUCGUGAUUCAUCCAUCUUACGAGAGACGAAUCCUAAAACACGAUAUCGCUCUUGCCCGUCUUGUCAAGCCAGCACCAAUGGGAGAUCUUUCCGAAGUUCGACCAAUCUGUCUACCAGACAGCUCAAUUUGCCUACCGGAAGCGCAGGAAAGUAUUGAAUAUUUCAUGACUCUAGAAUGGAAAGACCGAAUUUGGGUUUCUCAAAAACCUCAAAAUAAAUGA